AACCGAGCACGAGCAGUUUACGAGCUUUGAGCUUUUUUUGAUAGCACCACACCCAGCCCAACGAAGUCUGGUCGAGGCGAACAGUAGUAGCAGUGGAGGCUGUGGAGCACGAGUCCACCAUUAGUCCUGCCCACGACUCCGCGGCUGCUUCGGCUUAACCGCACCCGCGCCGCACGGACACGCCCACGCCCUCACUCUCGCCUUGGAUCCGCACGGGAACACAGCUGCACGCAUCUCGCUCUCGCCUUCGCCUCGUACCAUCCGACGCGGCCGCGGCCCCGGCCCGCCGCGCUGGGGGGCGAUGCCGUCCGCGGCGAUCGCGGCGUGCUUCCGGUGCGCGCCGGCGGCUGCGUCCGGAGCAGCCGGUGCGGCAGCGGCGGGGCCCAGCCUGGCGACAUCCGUCUACGAGACCCACCUCGGCCUCGCCGCGCUCUCCUGGACGCGCACGUCGCUCGGCCUCUCCCUCCGCGCCGUGCUCCGGCUGUCGUCGCCGGCCACGCCGGCGUCGUCCUCCGCUGAUUUCGAUCAGGAUUUCGAAGAAGAGGAGACCCUGGCCUUCCGCGUCCGCCCCUGGCUCCUCUGGCGGCGGCGCGGGUCUAGGCGGUUCCGCGCCGCGGGGGACCGCCGCGUCGACCUGGCGUGGGACCUCACGCGCGCGCGCUUCCCGGGGUCCGGCUCGCCCGAGCCCUCAUCCGGGUUCUUCGUCGCCGUCGUCGUCGACGGCGAGAUGGUCCUCGCCGCCGGGGAUUUGCCCGACGCGGCCUACCGCAAGACGCGGGCGAGGCGCCCGGCUGGGCCGCGCCCCGUGCUGCUCUCCCGGCGCGAGCACGUGGCCAUGCGCGACACCGGCCGCUGCCGCGGCCACCGGAGCUGGGUGACAGUCCGGGGCAAGGAGCGGGAGAUCUCCGUGGAUCUCGUGGCCCGCGGCCGGGGCAGGGACAGGAGCAGCAGGGAUAAGGACAGGGCGGACGUCGGGUUGUCUGUCUCCAUCGACGGGGAGCGCGUGCUUCACGUCCGCCGGUUGCGCUGGAAGUUCCGGGGCAGCGAGCGGGUCGACCUCGGCGGCGGCGACCGGGUCCAGCUCUCCUGGGACCUCCACAACUGGCUCUUCCCCCAGCGCGAGCCGCCUCCCGCGGACGCCGCAGCGCAUGCGAACGCGAACGCGGUGUUCGUCUUCCGGUUCGAGCUCGGCGGCGUCGGCGAGGAGCACGAGGGGUCAGAGAACGCCAAGGCUCUCUCCGACAAGGCCCCGAGAAGAGACGCCGCCGGCAUUUUGCGAGGCUACUUCGCGCGGUGGGGGCAAAAGGACUGGAGCGAGACCGGCAGCAACGGGGAGAAGAGGAAGAAAGGGAGAGGCCGGCGUCUGGCCAAGGCGAGCUCCUCCUCGUCGGCGUCCGUGGCCUCGUCGACGGCGUCGUGGGCCAGCGGCUCGACCGUGAUGGACUGGGCAAGCCCCGAGGAGGCCGAGAUGCAGCACGGCGACGGCUUCUCUCUCCUGAUCUACGCGUGGAAGUCCUAGCGGCGCCGGCGCCGGCGCCGGCGACAUUGUUCCGGUUGGUAAAACCAUUCAGCAUUCUUCUCUCCCGAAUUGCUGCAAUUCGCAGCGUUCUUGUGCAAUUUGAGCCUCGAUGGAUCAAAUUGAUCUUGGAUUACAGUAGUAGCAAGAUGCCAAGUGAAGUGAGUAGCUAGUGAUGGAGUGGAACUGUCCAUUUUCGAAGCACAUUUCGCAUUUCUUGGUCAGAAUUUAUUACUAGUUAGGAAUCACAUAGAGGACUCUUGCCUGAUUGGUACUUCUGAUAGUUUUGAGCAAAUCCAUCCAAACAAGCAUCAUCUACUAGUGGUGGUAGCAGCUAAUUUUGUGUCUCUUUUGUCGCUUGCAUUAAUACCGAAUCUAUCAAUCAAGCAAUCAAUCACCUGUUGAUUGCAGUAGCAGUCACCCAGUCAGUUCAAUCCUUAAUCAUAGGCAUUAGAUCACGAAAACCAGUUGUUAGGAUUGCGAUGCUCAUCAUGCCACUCUCUUCACUUCUUUGUUCGCUGGAGUGAUUAACUGGUUAUCACUUUUUUUGUUUUUAGAGUUAAUUUC
Molecule: messenger RNA, 2083 nt
Organism: Oryza brachyantha (malo sina)
Lineage: Eukaryota; Viridiplantae; Streptophyta; Magnoliopsida; Poales; Poaceae
Exons: 1
Coding region: 302-1519 (405 amino acids)
Source: RefSeq, a predicted model, not a curated record